Messenger RNA from Fimicolochytrium jonesii, 1410 nucleotides. RefSeq lists its product as uncharacterized. The transcript has 8 exons. Lineage: Eukaryota; Fungi; Chytridiomycota; Chytridiomycetes; Spizellomycetales; Powellomycetaceae. The record is from RefSeq and is a predicted model, not a curated record. Bases 1 to 1410 code for a protein of 469 amino acids.
AUGAGAGCCCCGUACUACCUGUCGGUGCGGGUUGUGCUACCGGUUGUUUCUGCCGAAAAACUCUUCCAUCCGCCCACGCACCCCACAGGCGACCGUACCCCUUCGACAGAGAUAUUUGCCCCUGGAACGUUUGAGGAUCGAUGUCAGACAUGCUGUUUUGUGCCGCCGGCCUAUACGGUCCUGCUUGUUCCCAACUAUAUUCUUGCGACCGCCGGCGGGACGUGGAUAGUCAAUGCAGCGACCUCCAUCUCCACUCGAACAUCAUCGGCCAAUGACAUCAACGCACUUGGGCGUCCACUUCCGCAAAAGGCUGGUCGCCCAACCGACGCCACCGCAUUGCUUUCCCCGAAAAAUAUUGGCAUAUACACAAGUAGCUUGCUGCAGAGCCGGGCCUCAAGAUUGUUCAGUUAUCAAACAAGCAUCUGGGUUCUUUUCAUUAUAGCACUAUGCGUUCUAUGGGUCGCGCCUCCUGCCCUUGUAAGCGAGUGGCAAAAGAGCUGGUACGAGACCGGCCAGAUGAGUCUGGAAAGUCCCGAAGAGGAGCCCAAACCUAUAGCUGGAGCUGGCAUCCAGCAUGACUUCAAUGCGAUAUCUCGUCGCAUUCCAGGCGGCAAGGCUAUGCCCGUUUUCCGUCGCUUACUUUGUGGUAUGAGACCAGGUUCCGAUGGAGAGGGCUCAAUGUACAUCUUCAGAAACGGGCAGCAGUAUGUGAACCCGAUAGAUCAAGACCGCUGGAAAGUGGGAUGCACGGGCUCCAAAGUAGGCGUGAAGAAGCGCAUGGCGCAAUGGGGAAGACAGUGUGGCCACUCUCCAGUGCUGAUCGGUGAAUGGAAGGUCAAUUGCCACAGAUUAUGCGAGAAUUUGAUACAUUCCGAGCUGAAGUUGAAGGGAAGGUGGCUGGGAAACGUGCAAUAUGACGACGCCAGCCAGUAUGACCAGCGGAGACAGCAGCCAGUCGGCGGCCAGCAGUACGAUUAUAGGCGGGCGGACUAUCUAGCAACGGGGCCAUUGCACGGUAUCCGCCUGAUUGCACCCCUUGGAACUGCCAACGCACUGAAUAACGGGUUAAGGAUUCUUCAGCAUGCUACGAGAGCUAGGGCUUUCGGAUAUGGAACGAAAGAUGUUCGCGCAGUUCUUGUCGCUCAGGCAUGCCCCGUGAAAAUUCUUGGAACGGUAUUUGCACUUGGCGGCUUCAGCCGUGGAGGAAGCUACCCCACGCAGCGCAUCGCCAACGGAAACACCCUUUCACUGGGAACCUCGCAAGCACAGCGCCCACUCGAUCCCACAGCACACCGCGGAGUGCGAGUGACCUUCAGCGUUCACAAUCGCGCACCGCUUGCACGUUCGCGCUGUUGGGAGUCUGCGCUCGCGCUCUGGAGUCUGAUUCAGCUCGGCUCGUGCGCUGACUGA